CUCCCUCUCCCUAAUUAGGAGCAGAUGCUUCCAGUCUGGAAGAGGAUCAACAGCCCAAAGAAAGAAAGAGGAGAAGGAGGAGAAGGAGGAGGUUGAGAUACCUGAGGAUCCUGCGGCCGGUCCUGAGGUCAAAUCAUGAAUAUUUUGGCUCCUGUCAGAAGGGACCGGGUCAUCACUGAAUUGCCCCAAUGUUUCAACAAAGAGGUGGCCUUGCAUUCCCGGUCGGACUUCCACCCGAAAGUGACCGCCACCUGCCAAGCCCAACGGACCGGGACGGUGGGGUUCAAGAUCUCAAAGAUCAUUGUGGUGGGUGAUCUGUCCGUGGGGAAGACCUGCUUGAUCAAUAGGUUUUGCAAAGACUCCUUCGACAAGAACUACAAAGCCACGAUCGGGGUGGACUUUGAGAUGGAGCGUUUCGAGGUGCUGGGGGUCCCUUUCAGCCUGCAGCUUUGGGACACCGCUGGCCAAGAACGCUUCAAAUGCAUCGCUUCCACCUAUUACCGGGGAGCCCAAGCCAUCAUUAUAGUCUUCGACGUGAGCGAUGUGGCGUCCCUUGACCAUGCAAGGCAGUGGCUGCUGGAUGCCCUGAAGGAGAACGACCCAUCCAGUGUCAUCCUUUUCUUAGUCGGGACCAAAAAGGACCUCUGUCCUCCUGCCCAGUACAGCCUUGUAGAGCGGGACGCCCUCAAAGUGGCCAAAGAGAUGCAGGCCGAAUUCUGGGCCGUCUCCUCGCUGACAGGCGAAGGCGUGAGGGACUUCUUCUUCCGCGUGGCCGCCUUGACCUUCGAAAGCAGCGUCCUGGCUGAACUGGAGCGAAGCCAUUCGCGCCGCAUUGGGGACGUCGUCCGAAUCCACAGCAACGAGCGGGAUUUGUACCAGACGGGAAAGCGCCGGAAAGGCAACUGCUGCCAAUGAGGACACGGCUGUAUUUGCCCACCGCGGGAUUUGCACUGAACUUUUGUAUUAAAAAAUAAAUUCCGGUACCAAAGGAAAACCAAAACGGAUCAAUGACUUUGAUGGAUCGAGACCAUCUUCCCAAUGGAGAGGAAGGAAACCCUCGUUGCAUUCCCCCCCAAAAAAUAUUGCAAUUUUUCGAGCUUUGCAGAAAUCCCAAGCCAUACUCUAUGUCCACCCAUGCCUUCUUUUUUCUAUCAAUGUAAUAGUAGUAAUAAUAAUAAU
Messenger RNA from Anolis sagrei ordinatus, 1179 nucleotides. NCBI's taxonomy places the organism in Eukaryota, Metazoa, Chordata, Lepidosauria, Squamata, Anolidae. The record is from RefSeq and is a predicted model, not a curated record.